GUAGGGGAAAGGCGACCUUAUUGUCUCUACAUAAGAGUUUUCGUUUUUCAACCAAGUCGUACCAUACAUCGUCAUCAAUUUUCUGAGCUUAAUCGGAACAUAAAGUUUGUGCUACAAACCCAAGGUUAGCACUUCACCAGGCGUUUUCCACGGUGGAUGAAUCAACAUUCACUUCGCCGUACAGACGGAAAAUCAACGCGAAAAUCCCUACAAACAUUCCUCGCACUACUUCUCGCUAAGACAGAGGUUUUUAAUAAUUGAACAUGAAAGAACACAUAGAGGUUGUGUCACUUUCGAACUAAGCCAACGAGGCAGUGACGUCAUGAUUUGCUGUCUCCAUUCCCUUGAGGACCUGAACCGCAUCUCUGACCACUCGCUACUACCAUCCGCUGAGAUCAAGUGCAGCUGCAUGCGUGCAGCUCCUUUGAAUACAAGUUCUCUUCGGUCCGAUCUAUCGACAGGUGCCAGUCGACAUUGCGAUGGUCGACGCCCUGAUUCGGCGCGCGCCUAAGAACCCAAUCCUGUUCAUCGGCAUCAACCUCACUAUCGCGUUUGCAUGGGCUGGCUGCAUAGGCGCCUGGACGAGGGCAAAGCAUUUCAAGGCUGAGGAGGGGAGGUAUAGGGUACAUUGGGGGAAAUGGAUUCAAGAUGGCGAUGAUAUCUGGCGGAAAGAGCAUUAAGGAUAUAACAGCCCGUGCUGCAAAAUACGAAAUCAUUUCGCACAUGGGCGACUGCCAGUUGCGGCUGGGUAACUACGCUAUAUUCUUGUACUUGCAUCUGAUCCCUUUUAUUGUGGAAUCGAAAUCCCUGAUCUAUAGCCUGUUGAACAUGGGAAAGCCGCACAACGUGCUCUAGGUCGCCCUCAGAAUCGAACACGAAAAGAAAGGUGGCGCUCUGCGGCAAAGACCUUCGAGUCACCCACGCUAAGAUUGUACCGUCGAAGGCAUUCUCUUGAUUCUCGCUCGAGCCCACCUUGAAAUUCCAUAUUGGUCAAUAAUGUAACAAGGCAG
Molecule: messenger RNA, 1010 nt
Organism: Paraphaeosphaeria sporulosa
Lineage: Eukaryota; Fungi; Ascomycota; Dothideomycetes; Pleosporales; Didymosphaeriaceae
Exons: 2
Coding region: 480-680 (66 amino acids)
Source: RefSeq, a predicted model, not a curated record